AUGAAGAUUUUUGUUCAGUCAAUAGAUUACAGGCUCUGGAAAAUAAUCCUAGAAGGUCCCCAAUUCCCAACCACCACAGGAGCAGAUGGUGUGGUCUCUCUCAAGGGUGAAGCCAGCUGGACCAAAGAAGACAGAAAAAAGGUGGAGCUCAAUGCCAAAGCUAUCAACUUGCUUAACUGUGCAAUUAGCUUCGAAGAAUACCGACGAGUAUCAAGAUGCACAAUAGCAAAGGAAAUCUGGGACAAAUUACAAGUCACUCAUGAAGGCACAAUCCUAGUGAAGAAGACCAGAAUUGACAUGCUAAACAGAGAGUAUGAAAUGUUCUCAAUGAAGGAAGGAGAAUCUAUUGAUGAUCUGUUCAAAAUAUUCAACAUCAUCAUCAAUGGCUUGGAUGCUAUGGGGAUCACGUAUCCUAAAUAUGUGCUUGUGAGGAGAAUUUUGAGAAGUCUCACAAAAGAGUGGGAAAUUAAAGCGAUAGUAAUUUUUGAGAGUAGUGGUCUUGAUUCCAUGAAAUAUGAUGAUUUGAGAGAAAACUUACUUGCUUUUUGA
Molecule: messenger RNA, 549 nt
Organism: Arachis ipaensis
Lineage: Eukaryota; Viridiplantae; Streptophyta; Magnoliopsida; Fabales; Fabaceae
Source: RefSeq, a predicted model, not a curated record